This is a messenger RNA of Daldinia caldariorum, 2111 nucleotides long. RefSeq lists its product as uncharacterized. Gene Ontology annotation, biological process: cellular response to glucose starvation; protein catabolic process in the vacuole. The record is from RefSeq and is a predicted model, not a curated record. NCBI's taxonomy places the organism in Eukaryota, Fungi, Ascomycota, Sordariomycetes, Xylariales, Hypoxylaceae. Bases 167 to 1912 code for a protein of 581 amino acids. The transcript has 2 exons.
UUCGUUUUGUGAGCGAUUAGCAUCCUCAAGAGGCUUUCAAGUCGUUCUACUAUAGACGAUAAUAUCGUGCCCAUGAAGGCUACUACCGUUCCUAUAUCAGAGAUAUAAAAGUCGGGAGGAUUCGGGUUUCUUUUUCUUCGUGGAAGGGGACGAUCAUUAUCUCGACAUGGCCGUAGUUCUUCCUUCAGAGGAUAGCGACCUCUUUUCCUCCUCUUCCUUGAGGAGAUCUCAUUCUCAAUCUAGAUUUAUGUCGAACCCUGCGCAGACCUUUCAUACCUCGGCUUCAACAUCAAAGAUAAGCGACGCGUUUCACGGAUCCCACCACCAUCCUCGUAUAGUACCCAAUUCCAGCCCGUCAUCCGCUCCAUCCUCUCCUCGUACUCUCCAACCCGAAUCGUCCGAACCGUCAUAUUCUUCUACCCCAGCUACUAACCUAUCUCUCGACGGACAAUGCGAAGAAGAUAUUCGCCUCCAACCCGAUGACCACAUCUUUGUGUCCGGACUUGGCCACAAUCCCUAUUUUGAUCCGCUUGAAGACUUGGAGCCACCUCCGAGUCCACGAACGGGGGACUCAUAUACUGUGUCCCCGACUGAUCCUGAUACUUCAGCGGCGACGUCACGCCCAGAAUCACCGGAUGCCCUAGACCGUGCGGAAGAUGAUACAGCCGUCGAGCAUCACCCUACCCAGCAUGUCGAUUACCUAUCGCACGACUGGAGGGAAGAAGACAUUUGGUCAUCCUGGAGGUAUAUUGUUUCCAAGAGAACAGAGUAUAGCAAUGGGCCGCGACUUGAGAAUGCGUCUUGGAGGACCUGGAUGAAAGCUAAGUACAAGUUAAAAACGGUGACGCCGGAGACACUAAAUUGGCUCAAGGAUUGUGAUGUAACCUGGCUCUAUGGACCUCUGCAGACUCGCCAUGCAGAGUUAUUUUCCAACGAUGCCGAACACACGGGGUCCGGACUAUCGAGAUGCGAUUCAUUCGUCCAUAAGAAGCCCAUUCUCAAAAAGAGAAGUAUGUCAGAGGUCAUGCUUCAGAGGUCACUCUCUACUUCCUCACUUUUAAAACAGGCCACGGCUGCGGUUCAAGCUCAGCAGAAAGAUGGCGCUGUCCGUAUUGGUCGACCCAUAUUACUCCGCGCUACCACAGACUAUGUCACAUUUCCCUUCUCGUCCAAGAGAAAAACUCGUGAGAAUACGAGUAUAUUGGCAUCUAGAGCUUCCUCUGGCAUUGUCUCACCUUCCUCGGAACGAAAGCAUAUUCACUUUGACGAGCAGGUCCAGCAAUGCAUUGCGGUUGAUAUAAAGGGAGAUGAGGAGGAGGACGACGAAUUCGAAUACUGCCGUUGGGGAUACGACGAUGACAGCGACUCCGAUGACGGCGCAAUUAUGAUGAAGAGAACAAAAACUUCGAAGAAGCCAAUCCUUCCACGGAAGAGAUCUCCAGUGAAUACGCCCACCGAAAGCAAGACCAUUGCCAUGUUACCUUCGACAACACUGAAAUACAGAGAAGAUUCGCCAAACCCCGACACUGCAAUGAAACACAGUACAGGCAAUUUGCGGAGUCCUAUCUUAUCACCGUCUCCCUCGCAGGAGACGUUAAGGCCUUCUAAGGCAUCCGGACCAUUUCUUGUAGGUGACGAUGGUGAAGAAUUAGACGAGGAGACCAGCUCAACCCCAGUAUCUAGCCCGGUGGACGCAACGUCACCCUUUAAACAAAGCCCCCUACGUUCCUCGUCCACGAAUAAUCACGUCAAUGAACCAAGAGGCAUGCGUCGGACAGAGAGUGGCAUGUUCAUGCCAUUUGAGGAAGGCGACGUCCAACCCAACGAUGGAAUUAUUAGUCGAGUAAUAGAUACGGUCAAUACUGCUCGGGAUAUUGCUCACGUCAUCUGGAACGUCGGUUGGAGAAGGUGAUAAGGUUGAGGGCCGCAUCGUUUUAUCGAAGUACGAAGUAUCGGAUCUGAUAGACGGUGAGUAGCAGUGACCUAUCACCGGCGGAUAAGGGCGCUAUUUGGUACGGUUCUUCGUCCGGUAUGUCCCGGAACCACAUUUUGUGGCUAGCAUGAUACGAUUUCAGCUUGCCAACGCACUGUUGGGGCCAUAUCACCCUAUG